UUCGGUGGGUACUGGAAACAUCGUUAUAAACCGCCAAAGCACAACCUGCCAGAUGUUUGUCAAAAUUCCCAGCUGAAAGUUUCUCGGGAGAGAGCUUUCUUCCCGUUGCAUUUGGAGCCUCAUGCUCAAUGAUGCGACAUGAGUUUAUCAAAGUGGAUGGCUAUUCAAUCCGCCAAGCGGUUCUUCAACAACAUAGAUACUAGUAUUCGGUUAAUAAGGAAACAGGAGCCCUACCAGAAUAUCAUCAGCAAUGUGCUUAGAAGAUGUCAGUCACACUGGUCAGAUAAGGAGAAGAUAGGAAGUGAUGGGAUAGGUGGGGAGAAUGAAGCAUCCAAACUGCCAGCAACACCUAAAAGCGGGAUCACCCACCUUGACUCCAGGAGCAGCAAUUACGAUCUUGACAAGUAUAAUUUUUCCAGUAGCAAAUGGAAAUUCGAUACUGUUUGGCUUUCUAAAGCUCUUGAAUCUGCGUCUCAACUAUGUAGGUGGGCUUUACCUUCAGGGAAUGGAAUUGGAGAUAGACCCCCGCCCAUCAACAGGUCUCUUGCAGAGAUCUAUGCAAGUAUUCAACGGAGUAAACUGGGACUUCAGGAUUGGAGUCUUAGCGAUCUUACCAUAGGCCUUUAUCUUAUAUAUCUCCAGCAAGCAUCCAUCAAUCCUCGCGAGGAUAUUAAGGGUGAACUGAUAUCUUCUGAAUCAGUUGUCCAUGAUCUCAUGUACCACACUGAACUAGCAAAGGGCUCAUACAGAGAUAGUACUCGUGGUCUUGCACGGAACUGUAUGCUUCGAGAAACCGAUGUUGUGAAAUUCAUUAAAAUUUCCAGCAUGUUAAGGCCUGGAUAUUACAUUGCGGUUGACAAGAGAAAAAGACUUGUCAUACUUGGAAUACGUGGAACACACACAGUUUAUGAUAUAAUUACUGACAUUGUUUCUUCAAGCAAUGAAGAAGUAACAUUUGAAGGCUACUCGACACAUUUUGGGAGUGCCGAGGCUGCUCGUUGGUUUCUCACUCAUGAAAUGGAAACGCUAAGGAAAUGCCUGCAGAAACACGAGGGAUUUAGGUUAAGGCUGGUUGGUCAUUCUCUUGGAGGUGCAAUAGCAUCCUUGUUGGCAAUAAUGAUCCGUAAGAAGUCGCCCCAGGAGCUCGGCUUUAAUCCCGAUAUUGUAACAGCAGUUGGAAUUGCAACCCCACCAUGCGUCUCCCAAGAUCUUGCAGAAAAGUGCUCUGAUUAUGUUGUAACGGUGGUAAUGCAGGAUGACAUUAUUCCGAGGUUAAGCGUUGCUUCUCUCAUAAGGCUGAGGAACGAAAUUAUUCAGACGGACUGGAUGAGUGUUUUCGAGAAGGGAGACUGGAAAGGCGUGGUAGAUUUAUUCACGAAUGCGAAGCAGGUUGUAUCGUCCAUCCAGGAUGUAGCUCAGAAGCUAGCCGAGUUUGCCAAGUCCCGAGACCAAACAACAUACCCUGAUGUUCCCCCGAGAAAGGAAGUUAAUACUGCUUCAGGCACGCAACCAACCUCCGGGUCAGCAAGCAACAUUGCUUCUCUAGCAAAACAACACAAAGGCACUCUCGGUGGAGUAGAUGAGGAAUUGCUAGUACCCGGGAGCGUGUAUUAUUUAAAGAGGAAUACUGAUGAGGCCACGGAGUUCUUCACGCUGUGGAAGCGACACCCGGGCGAGCAUUUCCAGAGGAUACUGCUCUCCAGUAACGUAAUCUCAGACCACAGAUGCGACAGCCAUAACUAUGCGUUGCGGGAUGUUCUCAAAGGUAUCCCCGCUUCCUCUGAUGAAGCCAUUUUCAGAUGAUCAAGUGUUAGUUCAAGGUUGUCUUCACCUGUACUGCUGUCCAUAUCUUCAUUCAAUAAUGAAUAUAUACCCAUACAAGAGUUAAUUUCUGUUUUAGUGUUUCGGUUUUAGUUCUCAACUAUGAUGAUAUUCGGUUUUAGUUCCCGACUACGAUGAUCAUUUGCCAAGAAAUUGCUUGCCUAUUUGUUAAUGUUACAUUGAUCAUUUGCCAA
Messenger RNA from Ipomoea triloba (trilobed morning glory), 2015 nucleotides. RefSeq names its product sn1-specific diacylglycerol lipase beta. The transcript is spliced from 8 exons. The record is from RefSeq and is a predicted model, not a curated record. The coding region runs from base 139 to 1803 and encodes 554 amino acids. Gene Ontology annotation, biological process: lipid metabolic process. NCBI's taxonomy places the organism in Eukaryota, Viridiplantae, Streptophyta, Magnoliopsida, Solanales, Convolvulaceae.